Salvelinus fontinalis (brook trout) is the source of this 1620-nucleotide messenger RNA. RefSeq names its product chromosome 14 C8orf82 homolog (gene c14h8orf82). Bases 219 to 947 code for a protein of 242 amino acids. The transcript has 4 exons. NCBI's taxonomy places the organism in Eukaryota, Metazoa, Chordata, Actinopteri, Salmoniformes, Salmonidae. The record is from RefSeq and is a predicted model, not a curated record.
GAUUUGUCCAACCGCCAUAGAAAGCUGCGCUUCCGGUAGUAAGCUACCAAAGCUUCAUAACAUCACGUUAUCAGUUGGAUACGGACAGGUCAGCUAAUAUAUUUACACUCACGUUUGAAGUCUGUACAUCGGUUGUAUGUGCCAUGUUUUUAACGCUGCACGGAGGACACUGAUCAUAGUUGAACACAAGUCCAAUCGUUCUACCGGGUCGUUUCAGUAUGUUGUGCGGGGCUGUGGUUGUCAACAGUGGGCAGAGGGUGUUGCGGUACCUCAGUGUAGUGCGGUUUGUAACCCAGUUUGGUACACGUACUAACGUCACCUACAUACAAGGCCAGAGCCCCGAACCGCGCAUUCGGGAAUACUUCUACUACAUUGACCACCAAGGACAGCUGUUCCUUGAUGACACUAAAGUGAAAAACUUUGUCACGUGUUUCAAAGAUAAGCACUUCCUGGUGUUCUUCUUCACCCGUCUCCGUAGGAACGAGAGUGGGCGGUACCAGGACGACUUCCCCUUCCUGUCCCUGUGUGGCCGCGAGAGAAACUUCCUGCGCUGUGACGACCGUCCGCUGGUGUUCACCCACUUGAUUCCCGCCGCUGGGGGGACAGAGACCGCUGGGGGUACGUUGACAGAUGUGGGGACAGGAGGAGCCCCAGAGCUACUGUCGUUCUGUUGGGGCGGUGACAAGCUGGCCGUCAAGUUCCGUCCAAAGUCUCUCUACAUGCAUCCUGGGACUGGGCGUGUCUACCACCCCUGCUCUGAGCGCCUGGGGGGCGUCGGCCUGGUGCGCUCUGCCCUCGCCAUAGAGCUCAGCCCCUUCUUCCUGUACCCAAUUCAACAACGCCAAUCAGAACAGCCCACACACUUCUUGUGGGCGGGACAACAGCACACACUGACUAAUGAACUGGCAGGAUGUUUCCCCCCUGAAGAGGAGGGAGGGAUGGGCUGAUCAGAAUAACACUGCUGUAUUCAGAAGGCAGAAGAUGAAUACCCGAAAGUUGCCAAUUGAAAGAGUGGACAUGAUGGUUAUGUUCCAAAUGGAACCCUAUUCCCUAUAUAGUGUACUACUUUUGACCAGAGUAGAUAGGGCACUGUUCAAAAGUAGUGAACUUUGUAGGGUAUAGGGUGCCAUUUGGGAUGUAGACGAUGAGUGGUUAUGUAUAUUUGUUACAUUACUACCUGUGAUAUUCAGAACAGUGCACAUCAUUAAUCAAAAUGGUAAUGAUAUUUUGGCCCAAAUGGGUCAGGAGCAUGCAAAUUCUAACAGUCAGAAAAUGCUAAUAAUCAGUUCCUCCUAUUGGACAAAUUCAAGUUGUACCCAUUAAUUUAGAAACAUUUUGCCUCUGUUUGCACUGUCUAGUGAAUGUAAUCUCGGCAGAAGUAACAUCUUGCAUAAUUGUGUCAGAUGCUCGAUCGAGUUCUUGGAGGCGACUUAUUAGAAAAUAUACUAGCGAAGUCUCCACUCUUCUAAACGGAAACUCUCAGCCAGUGUUGGGCAAGUCUAUGGGCCAAAUGUCCCCUCCCAUUCAGAAAUUCUAAAGAUGUGAAAUUGUGAGUUGUCCAAAUGAUCAGUGAAGAAAAAUCUGAAAAAAAUUAAAGUCUGUCGACAAAUGCUACAACUA